AUGGAACUUGUUCGGGACAGUAAAUGGCUUCAAUUUCAAUUAACACCGAUCUUACAAGAAAUACAGAUUGAUUCUGAGUCUACACUGCAAUGGUGUCCAGAUUUCAUAAAUAAAGAAGAAACUAAUAGCUUGUUUGAUCACUUGAUGAAAGAAUUGAAUUUCGAACACACUCAGAUCACUAUGUAUGGGAAGCCAAUUCAUUUACCUCGCCUUCAAUCGUGGUUCGCCGAUGAGGGAAUUGUCGUCAAAGAACUGUUUCAGAAGCAAAAGCAACAUGUUUGGACAUCGCCUAUGCAAAUGUUAAAAGCUCAACUUGAAAAACAAUUGAAUGUCAAAUUCGAUUAUUGCUUAGUUAAUCUGUACAGGGAUGGAAAUGAUUAUAUUAAUUUUCAUGCUGAUAAUGAAGCAAAAGAUAUAAUUGCUUCCAUAACAUUGGGUGCUACACGCAAGUUUCUGGUUCGACAUCUUCGUUGUUUUGGUAAAAACCUCACUCGAAAACGAAAGCAGUUAACGAAUCCAGAGAAGAAAGAUUAUGAGUUCUCAUUGACAAACGGAUCGUUGAUUGUGAUGUCAGGUGCAACACAGCAAUACUGGAAACAUUCGGUACCCAAGGAGAAACAUGUGAAAACUCCUCGCCUCAAUCUGACAUUUCGUACUUUAUAA
This is a messenger RNA of Adineta ricciae, 663 nucleotides long. The record is from the annotation of a GenBank genome assembly. Lineage: Eukaryota; Metazoa; Rotifera; Eurotatoria; Adinetida; Adinetidae.